Molecule: messenger RNA, 1188 nt
Organism: Sciurus carolinensis (gray squirrel)
Lineage: Eukaryota; Metazoa; Chordata; Mammalia; Rodentia; Sciuridae
Gene: Clec20a
Product: C-type lectin domain containing 20A
Exons: 7
Coding region: 1-1188 (395 amino acids)
Source: RefSeq, a predicted model, not a curated record
AUGAACAACGGCAAGAAGUUUUGCCGGGUGGAUAAAAAACUGAGCUGGAGAGAGGCCAUGAAUUACUGCCGGGGUCAUCACACGGACCUCGCCACCCUGCAGAGCAUGAGCAGCAUGGACAGCCUGCUGGCCAUUAAGUCGCUCAUCACGUCGACCCACGCCUGGAUCGGCCUCUUCUUUGACGUGGACAUUUCUGGCCCCCGCUGGUCCAGCGGCUCCGCCUUCACCGACCUGGGGUGGCUCAAGCUGCCUGCCCUUGGGAAGGGCAUGUGUGUCACACUCUACUCUACUUACUUCCCCUCCCUGGGGGUCGACUCCUGCGCAGCCCAGAAGCCCUUCAUUUGCUAUGAAGACCCUGACGUAAAGCACCACGUCUCCGUGGAACCCUCUCUCAGCCUGGUCACCCUUCCAGAACAAGCUGAGAUCCAGAUUGGUGGACAGACCUUCACGAGAUUUGAACAAGUAAUGACGUGGACCUCGGCUCUGAAGUACUGUCGCAGCCACUACACAGACCUGGCCGACCUGCAGAUGGUGACUGAUGAGGCAGGCCAGAAGGCCCUGAAGUCCAUCGCGAAUGAGACUGAGGCCUGGAUUGGCCUCUACUUCAAUGCCAACACCAGGUCUCUGGACUGGUCCAGUAAUCUGGGUGCCAGCGUCCCUAGCUGGCUGCUAGUGCCCAAGUUCGACGGAGGACUGUGUGCAGGACUCCGGGCCUAUUCACAAUACUGCCCCCAGGUUUAUACAGUGGAGUGCUCUUCCCUGCAGCCCUUCAUCUGCUUCUACGACCCUUCCACUGGACACCGGGAGUCGGCAGAAAUGCCUCAGCUCCUUCCUGCUUCCUCCUUCCGUGUUUCUGAGGGGACCACUCCCAGGCCGAGCCCAGCUGUGCCCAGUGUAGAGGGUGGCACUGAAAGAAGAGACACAGUUACUGCCAGUCAGGUCCAACAUUUAAGCUCACUAACAACUCAGAAGCUAAAGAAAAAAACAUCAGCACCAGCAUCAGAAAACCCUUUUGGAAUCCUGAAAGCGGACUUUGCCAUCUCAACUCUGACAGACCCAGAAGAGAUGAAAGACCAAUUUUUGGGAGAGAUCCAAGAAGUCUUAGAGCUGAUGUUAGGUCACGAGCAACUCAGACUGAAAUGGGUCGCCUUAGAAGUGAACAAAGAGCAGCACAAGCCUAUUGAUUAG